CAUUUUAUUCACACACUAUUUCAAUAAAUAUUUUGAAAUAUAAGUUCAAAUGCCCUUUUUAAAGCAUACGGCUACGCCAAAAACUAUGUAUUUAAAAUAAACAAGCAUCUAAAAAUAUCCAUAGACAUUUAACAUUUGUACUCGGUGACCAUCCAUUAUCUUCUCAUCUCCCAUAGCAUACAUAUUGCGAACAUGCAUAAACAUCUAAACACUUACAGGUGCAAAUACUUAUAUAUCAAAUUCGACUCUAACUUAAAUAUGCUUCGGAUAUCACAAAUGUAUUGUAUAGUACUAUAUUGGGAAAAUAAAGCAUAUAAUCAUUAAAAAGUAAUUGCAAUGAUAUUCACUUCGUCAUACAUAAUCGAUGGGUAAUUAGCAACAUAAUUGAUUACGACUAAAUACGUUACCGUUACAUUUCGCACAAUGAAUAAUACUUUCAACUUACCUGUCACCACAGUCACACAUAACUACCAAAUGCCACCACGAUCACAGUUAUCGCCAAUACCAUCACAAAAUUGUAAAACAACACCGUCGCAUUCCCCCAAGUGUACCUAUACAAAUCAACUAAGCACAUUAAUGCAGGAUUCCACAAUCCAGGCAGGAAAUUGUCAAAGGCUUCAUGACCUAUUUAAUGAUCGAAAAAACCAAGAACUUGACUACAACACCAGAGACAACAUUAACACCAAAUACCAACAUUAUUUUGGCACUAUACGUAACACUACCAGCGGCGGUUACUUUGAACGUAUUAAAGAAAAAGUUGAAAUGGAUAACAAAAGUGAUAUAUCUGCAAUGAAUAAUACUUUCAAUUUACCUGUAAUCUCAACAACACAACCACAUCUAGACAUCAAAUAUGAGCCAAUAGGCGCUGCAAUGCCAAUAAAGUUUACAGCAGUUGAACAACAUUUGGAUCCAUACAGAAGCAACUACCUAAUGUCGCCACAGUCACAGUUAUCGCCAAUAUCACCACAAAAUCGUAAUGCAACACCGUCGCCUAUCUCACCUUCCACCAACGGUGCUUAUACAGACCAACUAUGCACACUAAUGCAGGAUAGCACAAUUCAGGCAGGAAAUUGCCAAACGCUUGAUGCCAUAUUUAAUUAUCGGGAAAACCAAGAAUUUGACUACACCACAAAAGACAACAUUAACGUCGACAAUAACAACGCAAAUUACCAAAUUACGAACGGACAUUAUUUUGGUACUGUACGUAGCACUACCAGUGGUGGUUGUUUUGAACGUAUUAAUAAUACCGCUGUACCAUGUACCCCUGUGACACAUAAUAUUCAGGUUACAGAGCAACGGCUCCAAAAUCCUAUUUCAGAUAAGGAAGAGAUUGAAAGAAUUAUAUUGGAUCUCAUGCAAACGCCUAUAACGCAUUCCCCUGCUCAACUAACUGAUCCCAAGCAAAACAAUUGCGAAGAUAACGCAAAUAUCGAUUUUUUUUAAAUAAUUACCGCAAAUAUAAUGAGAAAUUAAUAUUUGUUCAUGGAGUAAGGUUUGAAAAUCUUUCUCUGCUGUUAUAUAAUUUAAAAGUUGGCCGGUUAGACUUAGGCAUUUUUUAAUGAAUAUAUGAAUAUGUAUGUAUAUGUAUAUUCAUAUAUUUUUAUUAAUGUAUAUAUUUCAAACAAUACACUUAAUUAUACUUGAGACACAUAUUUUAUUACUCGUAAGUAUAGACAACACCUCUAUAAUUAAUGUGAAUAUUAGGGGUUUGGCUUCCAACAUGUAGAUGAUACCGUGAGAUAAUAAUAAAGCAAAAGAAAUGUGAAUAAAAUGAUUUAUUUGUAUAUAUGUUUGUACAAAAAUUCAACAUUUUCAUGAUCAGAAUUAUAAUGAAUUAAUGAACCUUUUUAAACAAGAA
Messenger RNA from Bactrocera latifrons, 1858 nucleotides. RefSeq lists its product as uncharacterized. The transcript has 5 exons. Bases 424 to 1443 code for a protein of 339 amino acids. Lineage: Eukaryota; Metazoa; Arthropoda; Insecta; Diptera; Tephritidae. The record is from RefSeq and is a predicted model, not a curated record.